This is a messenger RNA of Cylicocyclus nassatus, 903 nucleotides long. The record is from the annotation of a GenBank genome assembly. Lineage: Eukaryota; Metazoa; Nematoda; Chromadorea; Rhabditida; Strongylidae.
AUGACCACUUACGGUUACGUUGGCGCCAUUAUAUGCCUUGCUGGCGUACUUGCUGCUCUCUACGGUGUCGCCCAUAUAGCUGGUGACAUAGCCCGCCUACAGGACGAGAUUACCUAUGGCAUGGACGAGUUCCGUGUCAUUGUCGAUGACACCUGGGACCGUCUCUUGGUGCUGCAGAGUCCCACGGGAGAGUCCCUAAAUCCUGCUCCGAGUAUUUUUCGACCAAAGCGCUAUAUCUCUCCGGAUACGUGUCACUGCAUGGAGGCGUCUAUUGGAUGCCCACCGGGACCUCCUGGGCCACCUGGCCGUCCGGGUGUGCGUGGUGAGACGGGAGCUCCUGGGAUAGAUGGUAGGCCUGGAGCACCGGGUGUGAGCCUUGUUGUGACUCAUGACAUCCCUGGAGGAUGCAUCCUCUGCCCACCUGGACCACCAGGGCCACAAGGACCAGAUGGCCCCAUCGGCGAACAAGGCUACCCCGGAGUUGUUGGCAUGACCGGUGAACUCGGCCGCGAUGGUGAUCCCGGACCACCAGGACCUGAAGGAGAACCAGGCCCACAAGGGCUUGAAGGCUUUGAAGGUCUACCCGGCCCUGACGGCCAACCAGCUACUGCCUACUUCCCUGGCUCACCCGGAGUAGCUGGAGAACCCGGAUGGCCAGGUGAUACAGGAUUACCUGGAAAAGCAGGCGAUCCCGGCAUGCCCGGUAAUCCAGGGCUUCAGGGACCUCCCGGUCUUCCUGGUAACCCGGGACACGAUGGCCAUCCCGGACUACCCGGUUCAUUAGGUGCUCCUGGUGAGCCAGGGCUGGAUGGCAGUUAUUGUAAUUGUCCUCCGCGAUCUGAAAAGGAAGAUUUGGCUGUGGACACCGCAAGUUCCUUCAAGAAGAAGAAACGCCGCUUAUAA